Molecule: messenger RNA, 2232 nt
Organism: Xenopus tropicalis (tropical clawed frog)
Lineage: Eukaryota; Metazoa; Chordata; Amphibia; Anura; Pipidae
Gene: acbd5
Product: acyl-CoA binding domain containing 5
Exons: 14
Coding region: 294-1703 (469 amino acids)
Biological process (GO): pexophagy
Cellular component (GO): peroxisomal membrane
Molecular function (GO): fatty-acyl-CoA binding
Source: RefSeq, a predicted model, not a curated record
CAAUUCCCAGCGGGCGGUGCUAUUGGUAGUGGGGGAGUCACGUGAUGCGGCGAGGUUGUUGUGACAGGAACUUGGAGGCUGGUCAUUAGUGGCUAUGUAAGAGUGAUGGCUCCUGGGCUGCUGCAGGUGGAAUGAGAGGUGACCGAGCCCUUCCCGCACUCCUUACUCUGUGACCCGCACGAAUAACCCCUGACUUCUGAGUGCCUGGGACUCCCCUAACCAUGGCAGACUGGCGGCGCAGGUUUAAGCUUUGUUGGUAGAAGCAUUGUUUUGACCCUUUCAAAAACGACAACAUGGCGGACACCAAACCUCUUCACCAGACACGAUUUGAAGCAGCAGUCAGCGUGAUACAGAGUUUGCCCAAAAAUGGUUCAUUCCAGCCUUCUAAUGAAAUGAUGCUGAAGUUCUAUAGCUUCUAUAAGCAGGCAACCUUAGGACCAUGUAAUACUCCAAGACCUGGAUUUUGGGAUCCUGUUGGGCGAUACAAGUGGGAUGCCUGGAAUUCCCUAGGGGACAUGUCCAAAGAAGAUGCUAUGAUUGCUUAUGUGGAUGAAAUGAAAAAGAUCCUUGAGACUAUGCCAGUGACGGAAAAAGUGGAAGAAUUGCUUCAAGUCAUAGGUCCGUUUUAUGAAAUAGUGGAAGACAAAAAACAUGGGCGAGGAUCUGGUGUGACAUCAGUACGACUGGACAGAGUGACUAAAUCUUUAGAAGAACUUGGCAGUGUCCUGACAUCUACACCAAAUGGCAAGGCAGUGAAUGGCAAGGCAGAGAGCAGUGACAGCGGCGCAGAGUCAGAUGAAGAACAGGCAGCAACAAAGGAAGUUAGGGAGGAAGAUGAAGAAGAGGAAAGUGAGCAUAGCGAGCAAGAAGACAAAGAUGUGGAACAGCAGCCUGGACACGAGAAGCCUGCAGAGAGUAUUGUUAAUGGUUUAACCAGAAACCACAGAGAGUUGGUAACAGAGGAGCCAACUCCCCUCCCUUCCAAAUGUCUCAGUGAGCCAGGAGAUAAGGUGGCCAUUCCGGACACACACAGUCCUGUGAAUGAUCCUGAAGCAGACAGAGAAGAAGACUGCACAGAGGAUAUUGCUGCAAUGCAGCAUCUGACAAGUGACUCAGACAGUGAGAUUUUCUGUGACUCAAUGGAACAGUUUGGGCAAGAUGAGGCUGACCACAGUCUGCUUCUCCAAGAUGCAAUGUUAAAUGGGGACAUAACAGAAACGUCAGCUGGAGGAGAGCUUAAAGAUGGGGGAGAGGAUGGAAAGCAGUCUGGUCAUGGAGCACAGAGAAAAACAUGGAGUGAAAAGUCUGAGCAUUUCGGUUCCAGAAGAGAAAGACCUAGUCGCAUGCAGCCUGGGGGUGAUGGAUCAAGAAGUGGACAGAUAGGCAGUGGUGGAGAUGGAGACCGCUGGGGGUCAGACAGAGGACCAAAUGGGAGCCUGAAUGAACAGAUUGCUGUUGUGCUAAUGCGGCUACAGGAGGACAUGCAGAACGUGCUGCAAAGGCUUCACUCUCUAGAAGUCCAGACUGCAUCUCAGGCACAGUUUCUGCUUCGGGAAUCUAAUAAUCAACCCAUGGAAAAGAAACCAUCAAGGUGGCCUUUUGGGAUCUCACCUGGCACAUUGGCACUGGCAGUUGUCUGGCCAUUUGUAGUUCAUUGGCUAAUGCAUGUAUUCCUUCAGAAGAGGAGGAGAAAGCAAACCUGACUGUGCUCCUGAAACCUACUGGUACCCUAAAGCCUAGCGGGGAUGCCCUCCUAUUGUCUCAGCUUGGCCGGCUGUGGCUCGAAGAUCAUCUUCUUCUAUCUGCUCUAGUAAAUUCCUUGCACUACAUGAAUGAUGAUAACCUAAUAAGGACUAAUUGUACUAAAGCUCGAAUACUGGAAAUACAUAGGAAGCCACACUGAAGUGAAUGAAACCUAAAUUAUUUUUAUCUAAGGAUAGCAUGUAAUAGAUCUAAUUGCCUAACGGUUACAGAAUGGGUUGAAUGAGUUUGGCACGAUACAGACAUGUAUAAUAAACACUGUAAGCUUAGGAGCUGUAUUUUUAACCAAAUAAAGACUUUAUUUGGAGGUGCUAGUUGUACCUUAAUGGAGGAGAGUUUGGGGUGAUUUGCAUUUUAGCCAUGUCUUCCAUAAUUUAGCAAAUCACUUUCCCUGCCCACCUUCAAUUGAAUUUUAGGAGAUUUUAGAAAUAAAUUGGCUUAGCCAAUAACCAAAAAGAAAUGUAGGCUAGG